GCGUAGUGCUCUUUCAUUGGUCAAAGCCAAUGCCAAUCAAAUCCAAACUUCAUUAACAAUAUAGAGGUCGGUCUUGGGAGGAGCGUUCGUGAUUCCUGAAAUAUUCAUUGGUCAACUAGCUAACGUUAGCAAGCUUCUUCAACGUCUGCGAGACUGGAGCUUGCUGCUGAUGACAAGAAAGGGCACCCUGGCCUGACACAACAAUCCGACUGUCUCGGGACUUCAAUUUGAAUUUGUUCAACCAUGAAGUUCACGCAAUUUUUGCUAAGGAACAGCUCCAUACCUAAACAAGCACUAGUGGAUCGGUUUUCCAAGUUCUCCCCCUCGCCGCUGUCAAUGAAACAAUUCAUAGACUUUGGCUCGGCCAAUGCCUGUGAGAAGACGUCCUUUGUGUUCCUUCGUCAGGAGCUUCCUGUCCGGCUGGCCAACAUCAUGAAGGAGAUUGACUUCCUCCCUGACAAGCUUCUCAGCACCCCUUCACUACAGUUACUACAGAGCUGGUAUGCAACAAGUCUGAUGGAGAUAGUGGGCUUCCUGGAGAAAGAGCCCGAUGAUAAAAAGAUCCUGAAGAAGUUCACUGAGACGCUGGUGAACAUCAGGAACCGCCACAACAACGUGGUUACCACCAUGGCACAGGGAGUGGUGGAGUACAAGGAUGCCUUUGGCUCCGACCCUGUGACCAAUCAGAACGUCCAGUACUUCUUGGAUCGCUUCUACAUGAGCCGCAUCUCCACACGCAUGAUCAUGAACCAGCACUCUCUCAUCUUUGAUGGAAGCGCCAACCCCGCCCAUCCCAAGCACAUUGGCACCAUCGACCCUGACUGCGACGUGACGGAGGUGGUAAAAGAUGCCUUUGAUAGCUCCAAGAUGCUCUGUGAACAGUACUACCUGACCUCGCCAGAGAUUGACCUCACACAAGUCAACGCCAAAGGUCCUGACCAGCCUCUUCGUAUUGUCUAUGUUCCUUCCCAUCUCUACCACAUGCUGUUUGAGCUCUUCAAGAACGCCAUGAGAGCAACAGUGGAGACUCAUGAAAUGGCCCUGCAUCUCCCGCCGGUCAAAGUCCGAGUCUCACUGGGCAGUGAGGACCUAACAAUCAAGAUAUCAGAUCGAGGAGGCGGAGUUCCCCUGAGGAAGAUAGAGCGUUUGUUCAGUUACAUGUACUCCACCGCCCCCAGCCCCGUCGAUAUUGACAACAGCCGCAAUGCACCACUGGCUGGUUUUGGCUAUGGUCUUCCCAUCUCCCGUCUCUAUGCCAAGUACUUCCAGGGAGACCUGCAGCUCUACUCCAUGGAGGGAUAUGGGACGUCAGCUGUCAUCUACCUGAAGGCCUUGUCCUCAGAGUCUGUGGAAAGACUUCCUGUUUACAACCAGUCAGCCAUAAGGCAUUACCAGACGAGCAAUGAGGCAGAUGACUGGUGCAUGCCCAGCAAGGAUCCCAAGAAGCUGGGGAAGUAUGAGAGGAGAAGUUAACCAAACAGACGGAGAGAGAGAGCUCAGAUAACAUGAAGAGCAGGAGGAAAGAAAGAAGAAGAGGAGGAUGACUGAAAGGAGGAAUGGAAUGAUGAUUCAUAAUCAGAAACUGACAGAAGGUACCCAGUUGUACUGUGUGUGUGUGCGCGUGAAUGAGAUAUCUGGAUUCUUCGCAAUGGAGAUUCUCAUCCAGCACUUGAAGUGGAAAAACACAUUCAGGUUGGAGGCGUUUCAAUGGCAAUACCAGGAUCUCUAUUCAAAACCAGGAUCUCUAUUCAAAACCAAGAUUUGUAUUCAAUACCAGGAUCUCUAUUCAAAACCAGGAUCUCUAUUCAAAACCAAGAUCUCUAUUCAAAACCAGGAUCUCUAUUCAAAACCAGGAUCUCUAUUCAAAACCAGGAUCUCUAUUCAAAACCAAGAUUUCUAUUCAAUACCAGGAUCUCUAUUCAAUACCAGGAUCUCUAUUCAAUACCAGGAUCUCUAUUCAAUACCAGGAUCUCUAUUCAAUACCAGGAUCUCUAUUCAAAAC
Molecule: messenger RNA, 2002 nt
Organism: Oncorhynchus keta (chum salmon)
Lineage: Eukaryota; Metazoa; Chordata; Actinopteri; Salmoniformes; Salmonidae
Product: pyruvate dehydrogenase (acetyl-transferring) kinase isozyme 2, mitochondrial-like
Exons: 12
Coding region: 244-1473 (409 amino acids)
Biological process (GO): regulation of glucose metabolic process; protein phosphorylation
Cellular component (GO): mitochondrion
Molecular function (GO): pyruvate dehydrogenase (acetyl-transferring) kinase activity
Source: RefSeq, a predicted model, not a curated record